Molecule: messenger RNA, 2093 nt
Organism: Triticum dicoccoides
Lineage: Eukaryota; Viridiplantae; Streptophyta; Magnoliopsida; Poales; Poaceae
Product: probable histone-arginine methyltransferase CARM1
Exons: 15
Coding region: 94-1704 (536 amino acids)
Biological process (GO): chromatin remodeling; peptidyl-arginine methylation, to asymmetrical-dimethyl arginine
Molecular function (GO): histone H3R2 methyltransferase activity
Source: RefSeq, a predicted model, not a curated record
CCACCACCCUCCCGCCCCGCCCCGCCCCCAAAACCCUAGCUAGCCCCCGCCUCUCCCCCUCCGCGGCGCUCGGAACCGCGCCGGGAUCCAGGAAUGGCGUCGGCGGACAUGUUCCCCAACGUCUCCUUCUCCGACGUCAACGCCGCCGCCUCGCAGGAGGCCGCCGGGAAGGCCGUGUUCGGCCUGGACCCCGCCACCGGGGCGGUGCGCCUCAGCCUCGUCAGGCCCGGCGCGGAGCAGGCGUUCCAGAUCGACCUCUCCGACGCGCAGAUAUUCAAGCUGGGGCCGAUGGAGUGGCUCUGCGUGAGCGGCGAGACCGAGGCCAAGGCUGGCGUGGAAGAGAAAUUGUUUUCAAGAGCAAUUAAGGUUGUUCUUAGGACAGAAGCUGAGAGCAAAGCCUUCUCUCUAGCUUUUCAACGAUGGAAACAACAAACUAUUAGUGGAAAAGCUGGUGAAUCAUUGGAGAAUGGAUCAAUAGUGGCUUGCAAAAGUAAAUUUGAUACAAAAAUUGAGGCAUCAUCAGCACAGAUGUAUUUCCACUACUAUGGCCAGCUAUUACAUCAGCAAAAUAUGUUGCAAGAUUUUGUGAGGACAGGAACAUACUAUGCUGCUGUAAUGGAAAACCGGGCCGACUUCGAGGGUAAAGUUGUGGUUGACGUUGGAGCUGGUAGCGGUAUUCUUUCGUUAUUUGCUGCACAGGCUGGUGCCAAACAUGUCUAUGCAGUUGAGGCAUCUGAAAUGGUUGAACAUGCCCAACGGCUUAUUUCUGGGAACCCAUCGUUUGGGCAACGAAUCACGAUCAUCAAAGGCAAAGUCGAGGAAGUUGAACUUCCAGAAAAAGCUGAUAUACUGAUUUCUGAGCCUAUGGGAACCCUUUUGGUGAAUGAAAGAAUGCUGGAGUCCUAUGUCAUAGCUAGGGACAGAUUCCUUGCUCCAGAUGGUAAAAUGUUUCCAACAACUGGAAGGAUUCAUAUGGCUCCAUUUUCCGAUGAAUACCUCUAUGUUGAAAUGGCAAACAAGUCUCUCUUCUGGCAGCAGCAUAACUUCUUUGGUGUUGAUCUUACACCCUUGCAUGGCUCAGCGUUUGACGGAUACUUUUCACAGCCCGUGGUGGAUGCAUUUGAUCCAAGAUUGUUGGUUUCUCAAUCUACGUAUCAUACACUUGAUUUCACUACCAUGAAGGAAGAGGACCUUUACGAGAUUGAUAUUCCCCUGAGUUUUGUAUCCUCUGUUGGUACUAGGGUGCAUGGGCUAGCCUGUUGGUUUGAUGUGCUGUUCAACGGGAGCACUGUGCAAAGAUGGCUUACCACUGCUCCUGGCUCCCCUACGACUCACUGGUACCAGUUGCGAUGUGUACUUGCACAGCCAUUAUAUGUCAUGGCUGGCCAAGAAAUAACCGGCCGCCUGCAUUUGGUGGCCCACAGUGCGCAAAGCUACACAAUAUACUUAACAAUGUCAGCCAAAAUGUGGGGUGUGGGUGCGGACCCAGGCGGCAUCCUGCAGACAUCCACUGCCAAGCUCGAACUCAAGGAGCCUUACUACAGGCUGUCUCAACCACAAGCUUAUAUGCCACAAGACCAACAGCAGCUACCGUUGUCAUCUUUGCAGGCGCAAGGAUCUGGGCAGCAGAUGCAAGAUGGUCUCAGCCCUGGCAUCACUGUAGAUCAGGAGAGGGACUCCGCAGCCUUCACUCGACAGGUCUGAAAGCUGUGCCGCAUGCUUUGCUUCCUGCAACGAGAGCUCAGGUCUGUACAACAACGAGAGCUGCCAAUGGCUAACAUUGCGUCCAGUUGCGGUAGGAGAUCAUCAUGUCCGAGUUGUGCAGCUAAACGUGCUCGUCCCUGCCCCGCCAUUUGAUGUCAGAAAACAAUAAUAGUGAUUGAACCGCAAGUCGAAGCUAGAAGACAUCUAACAGAGAAGAGGGUUGUACGUUCUUAUGUAUAAUUCUACAAAUUGAUUGUUGCGCGUGGGAGUAGAAUAUUGAUAGAAUGAUAGUCAUCAUUGUUGUCCGCUUGCUCAAACUUAAUAACAAGUAAAAGGUGAGCCCAGUUUUCUCCGUUAAUAACUUCUAACUGGUCCGGUUUAGCUUCCCA